Messenger RNA from Notechis scutatus (mainland tiger snake), 1449 nucleotides. RefSeq names its product chromosome 1 C6orf118 homolog (gene C1H6orf118). The record is from RefSeq and is a predicted model, not a curated record. Lineage: Eukaryota; Metazoa; Chordata; Lepidosauria; Squamata; Elapidae.
AUGGCAGAAAGGAAGCAAAAAUACCAUCUGUCAGAGCUUUUAGAUAAUGUGGAAAAGGCUCACAAAUCUGAGAUUCGGGUCUAUGUAUCAGGCCACCUAAACCAUAAUAAGCUCUUCAAGCCCACUAAACCUGCAAAAUACAACUAUUGGAAGAGUGCCAAAAAAGCCACCUUAUUGUCUGCCAAAAAGGAUGCCCUUGGAGGAUCCCAAGAAAUGUUGGAAAAAUUUAGCAGCAACAAAGCAGUUCCUCCAGUGCCCGUCCGUGCCAAAUCUGCUUCCCCAUUGGGUUAUCGGUCCCCAGUCCACCUGGCCAGGUUUAGAGCACCAGUAAGCGUGUCACUCAAUACAGCUGCUUUCAAACUACAAAAGAAGGAGGCUCCUGAGAAACCUGAAGAUGAAGCCAGCACAUUUCAAAAGCAGCUGAUACGAGAAGAGCUGGACAUUCCAGAAAUGAAAUUGUUGAAAUUCAGACGACUCAAGAACAGCAGGCUUUGCGUCACAAAGGAGUUUGAAGAUGAAUACCGGUUCUUACCUUCCUAUUUGGCUGGUGUGACUAAAAAGGACCAAUAUAACAAGUUCAUGCAAGUUCAGAAGGAGUACAUUGCCAAGCAGGAUUUGCUGGAGAAUGAUUUCAUUGGGAGCAAGUCAACAGAGCGCCAUGAAAAAAAGUUGGCUCAAGCACUUCGGAAUAUCUGUGACUGCAGACGUCCACAUUUCUACCGAUUACAGGCUAUUGGUCAAGUGUUUGAAGAUAUCUGUAAUAGUUCCUUGAUAUUUGGUGACAUAUUGAAGGAAGUGAAAAAUGAAUAUGAACUCUACAUGGUGAUCCUGUUGGAUUCUUUGCCUGCAAUGCAAUACGGAACCUUGCAAGAGCAAGUCAAAGGCAUGAAGAAAAGAAUGGUGAUGACUCAUGAAGUAGAAGAGAGCAGACAGACAAUACAGGACCUUGUGCAGAAAAGCAAACUGGCUUUAGCAAGAAAUGAAGAACUUAGAAAUAAAUUGGAAAUUGAACUUUGGAUGAGCCAGACCAACAAAAGAGCAGCAGAAAAGGAAGAAGAUGAUAAAGUACAGGUAGAAGCAACUUCUAUGGCCCAGGCUGAGCUGCUGACAUCUCUGAGGUGCCAAAUCAUUAUGAAAUGGGAGGAAAUUCAAGCAAUUGAGAAAGAAAUUAAAAACACAAUGACUUUCAGUGGCAUUAUAAAUAUUAAACAAAAGACUGUGAAAGAAUUAGAGGCAGAAGCAAGCAAACUCGAGGCCUCAAACAAGUUUCUAAAACUACAAAUAAGGGAGGCUGAAUAUAAUAUCAGAGCAGCACUAAGAAGGCAGAAGUUUAAUAAAACAUACCAGGGGCAUUUGUGGGAGUUAGUGAAGGACUUCUUGCAACCUCCUGGAGAAGAUAUUCUGCGAAGCACAUUUGGAUUAUUUUCUCAGACAUCCUUACAUCUUUGA